CCUGGGUCCUCCCCCAAGCUUAGCCUAUGGAAGGCAAUGCAGGGGUCAGGUGUUAGUACUGGAUAGGAGAGUCAGAGAAUUGGAGCUCACAUCUUUCCUCUUAACCUGUAAAAUGGGUAUAUUUCAGCCAGCCCUGCUACUGAUUGACUGCGGCUCUGUAGAUAAAAAGGGUGUCUGUCCAACUUAGUUUCUCCCAUGUGGGUGUUCAUCCUAUGAUCCUGACAUUUCUUCCCAGCUCCAGUUCCUCUUCUGUCACCCAGGACUCAAUAAGAUGAAGUUGGAUUUUUAAGUAUGGGCUGGGAUUUGGGCUGAGUACCUCCAGCUUAAUUACAUGAGAUUGGAGCCAAAGUAUUAGAGGGAGACAGGUGCCUCCUAGAGUAAGUAUUCCUUCUCCCCAGUAGAGCUUUGUAAUCCAGGCAGAGGGCUCAGUAAGACCCAUCCCUGUGCUUGUGGCUGAUCAGGCUUCAGGGCGGGAAGCGGGGGUUUGGCUCCCACAAGAGGCUCAGUGGACUGGCCUUCCUUUCCAGGUUGUUCCUCCAAGUCAUUCAAGCUGUACUCGCCGAAGGAACCCCCGAACGGCAACGCCUUCCCCCCCUUUCAUCCCGGCACCAUGCUAGAUCGGGAUGUGGGCCCAACUCCCAUGUACCCGCCUACGUACCUGGAGCCUGGGAUUGGGAGGCAUACGCCAUAUGGCAACCAAACUGACUACAGAAUAUUUGAGCUUAACAAACGGCUUCAGAACUGGACAGAGGAGUGUGACAAUCUCUGGUGGGAUGCUUUCACAACCGAGUUCUUUGAGGAUGAUGCAAUGCUGACCAUCACUUUCUGCCUAGAGGAUGGACCAAAGAGAUACACUAUUGGCCGGACCCUGAUCCCACGCUACUUCCGCAGCAUCUUUGAGGGGGGUGCCACAGAGCUCUACUAUGUGCUUAAGCAUCCCAAGGAGGCAUUCCACAGCAACUUCGUGUCCCUCGACUGUGACCAGGGCAGCAUGGUGACCCAGCACGGCAAGCCCAUGUUCACCCAGGUGUGUGUGGAGGGCCGGUUGUACCUGGAGUUCAUGUUUGACGACAUGAUGCGGAUAAAGACGUGGCACUUCAGCAUCCGGCAGCACCGAGAGCUCAUCCCCCGCAGCAUCCUUGCCAUGCAUGCCCAGGACCCCCAGAUGUUGGAUCAGCUUUCCAAAAACAUCACACGGUGUGGGCUCUCCAACUCCACUCUCAACUACCUCCGACUCUGUGUGAUCCUCGAGCCCAUGCAAGAGCUCAUGUCUCGCCACAAGACCUACAGCCUCAGCCCCAGAGACUGCCUCAAGACCUGCCUUUUCCAGAAGUGGCAGCGCAUGGUAGCACCCCCUGCGGAACCUGCACGGCAGCAGCCCAGCAAGCGGCGGAAACGGAAGAUGUCUGGGGGCAGCACCAUGAGUUCGGGGGGUGGCAACACCAACAACAGCAACAGCAAGAAGAAGAGCCCAGCCAGCACCUUCGCCCUCUCCAGCCAGGUACCUGAUGUGAUGGUGGUGGGGGAGCCCACCCUGAUGGGCGGGGAGUUCGGGGACGAGGACGAGAGGCUCAUCACCCGGCUGGAGAACACCCAGUUUGACGCGGCCAACGGCAUUGACGACGAGGACAGCUUUAACAACUCCCCUGCGCUGGGCGCCAACAGCCCCUGGAACAGCAAGCCUCCGUCCAGCCAAGAAAGCAAAUCAGAGAACCCUACAUCACAGGCUUCCCAGUAAGGGCCCUGCCGUGGCCACCCAGCGCUCUGCCUGCCUGCCCCACCCCUCGCAGCCCCAGGGAGCAGAAGACAGAAUGAGAGACUGAGCAUGAACAUCCUCCAAUCCACCCACUUUCGGGAGGAACUGGACUUGCUGGGGGCAGGUGCCAAUAUGGCCCUCCCAGUGGCCCUGGGCCAGGCCUGGUGGGGGUAGGGGAGACUCAAGUGGCUGCCUCUGUGGGCCCUGGGCCUCUGAGAAAUGUCCUGACCACCCCCCACCCCAGGGCAUUUGUCUCCACCUUAACCGCAGGUUCCGGGUCCCCUAUUCGCCUGACUCCACCCUCUUCAAGCCUUGGGUUGUCUGUACUCACAACCCUUAGGGACUUAAAAAAAGAAGUUACACUUGGGGCUUGAAUGAAUGCCCCUCCACCCUAGGCAGCUGGUAAUUGAGGGGUAAAGCUCUGGGCUCCUCCUUCCCCUGCCACUUAUCUCAGCUCCAAGUUUUUAAAAAAAUAUAUUAUUAAAAAUGUUAAGUUUAAAAAAGCAAAGUCAUUCAUAUCCCCCGCCCCUUACCUCUAUUAUUCAAAGUCCAGCUACCUCCCUACUCUCCCAGCAGAUGGGGGACCUGUGGCCCAGGUGGGGGGGAGGGCGCGGGAAGGGGCACAGCCCAUUUUCCACGGUUUCAGAGCUUCAGACCAAGGAGACACUCACCAUCUCUCGUCCCUGUUUUCUGGAAAUGACUGGAGUUGGGGAUGGUGUGUAGGGGGCAACGGGAGGGCUUGGGUGGCCACACCUUGGGGACAGUGCUCUGCUGUUGUCUCCCCAGCCUCCAGGACUCUGACCUAGCCUCCUCAUGCUCGUGACCCCUCUGUCCCAGCCCAACUCCCACCCCUGUGAUGUGUAUUCUUCACAUCCUUCCACCGGAGCAGCUGUCUGGGAUGGGGCGAAACUCCCCACUUAGGGAAUGUGAAGAGAAGAGAGCAAGCAGCCUUGUCUGUCGCUGUAUUUGAUUUUGUCUCAGUUGUGCAGACAUGGAAUUGGGGAGAGACUCAUCUACUAUUCUCCAGAACCCUCUUUCCCCAACCUGUCAACUGUGUCAUUUAGGCUUACCCUGCUCUUCUGUUCUGGGAGGUGGGGGUCUUCAUCUCCCAACAUCCCCUCCCCCUCCUCCUUGGGAGGAGGAAGAAGGCAGCAGCCAGGGUCCUCUGCUGUGGGGUCACGGUUGGACCUGGAGGAUCAGGCUUCAUGGGAGGCUGAGAACAGGGUCCCCAGCCGCCAUACCCGGUUUUGACCUUGCUGCCUUUUGACAGCCAGUCCUGGGAAGUAUCAACCCCACCUCUCUGCCCCUCUCUGCCAUGGAGCUGGCCAUCUCCUCCACUCUGGCCUCCACUUCCUGAAGAGUGUUGUGUCAGGAGCUGAGAGAAUGGAUGAGGAAGAUAGAUGGCCCACCCCGACUGUAAUGCCUUUUUUUUUUUUUUCUGGGCCAUUUGAGUCAUGUAUGGUACUGAUCAAUAAAGAGACUUUUUGGUUUGA
Messenger RNA from Ochotona curzoniae (black-lipped pika), 3249 nucleotides. RefSeq names its product LIM domain binding 1 (gene LDB1). Gene Ontology annotation, molecular function: LIM domain binding. Gene Ontology annotation, cellular component: transcription regulator complex; nucleus. NCBI's taxonomy places the organism in Eukaryota, Metazoa, Chordata, Mammalia, Lagomorpha, Ochotonidae. Bases 611 to 1738 code for a protein of 375 amino acids. The record is from RefSeq and is a predicted model, not a curated record. Gene Ontology annotation, biological process: nervous system development; positive regulation of transcription by RNA polymerase II; negative regulation of transcription by RNA polymerase II. The transcript has 10 exons.